Trichosurus vulpecula (common brushtail) is the source of this 6799-nucleotide messenger RNA. It is a transcript of the gene APBB2, whose product is annotated as amyloid beta precursor protein binding family B member 2. The record is from RefSeq and is a predicted model, not a curated record. NCBI's taxonomy places the organism in Eukaryota, Metazoa, Chordata, Mammalia, Diprotodontia, Phalangeridae. Gene Ontology annotation, cellular component: cytoplasm; nucleus. The coding region runs from base 557 to 2845 and encodes 762 amino acids. Gene Ontology annotation, molecular function: transcription factor binding; amyloid-beta binding. The transcript is spliced from 19 exons. Gene Ontology annotation, biological process: regulation of DNA-templated transcription.
GGGCAUGCUCAGUCGGCAGAGCCCGUUUUGGUCGCAAGUAGGAAGCUUUGGCGCUACACCCCGCAGCUGAUCUUGGUGCUUCUCGUUUGGGAGACCGGCUAGAGAGUAGCCAACGGGAACAGAAGCAAAAGGCUGCAGCCGCAUGCCGAGCUGGGUCAGAACUAUGGGUGAGCUGCUCCUGUUUGAAGGCCAGCGUGCUGUGGUUGGACCUGCUUAGCUGUGGAACAGAAGGAAAGGCUUAAUGGGAAGUCCAUAGGAGAGAGCUUCUGAGAAAAUAUACUCCUUUUGGUCUGUCUGACCUACUUGAGUGAAUGCUAUUAAUUGACAACGUCUUGGAGGGACAAAAGGAACUUUACCGUCUGUACUUUGUACCAAAGACCUGGGAAAACUAAACAUCCUCAGUCUUUCCUAAAUAUUUGGAAAACGCUGACAAUUCCGGGUAAUGUGCUGACUGGUCACUAUGGGCAGGCGAUACCCAGGAGCUCACUGUCAUCCAAGCAGUUCAUAUUUCAAAUUAUAACCUAUUUCCUGAUCCAUUGCUGGCGCCCAGUGAUCCAUGUCAGAAGUACUUCCAGUUGACUCCAGUGCAGACACCUUGGCAGUGUUUAUGGCCAGCAGCAACACAACAGACGUUGUGAAUAGAAACAGCCCUGCCAUACCACCGAACACCCUUAAUCUUCGCUCCUCCCAUAACGAAUUGUUGAAUGCUGAAAUAAAACACACCGAAACCAAGAACAGCACACCUCCCAAAUGCAGGAAAAAAUAUGCACUAACUAAUAUUCAGACAGCAAUGGGCCUCUCCGAUCCUGCUGCACAACCCCUCCUGGGAAACAGCUCUGCCAACAUAAAGCUGGUGAAGAAUGGUGAGAACCAGCUCCGGAAGGCAGCCGAACAACAGGGGCCUCAGGAUCCAAACAAAAAUGUCUCCCCCACUGCAGUCAUAAACAUAACUUCUGAGAAGUUAGAGGGUAAAGAGCCAAAUCCCCAGGAUUCUUCAGGCUGUGAAAUACUACCAUCCCGGCCCAGGAGAACCAAGAGCUUCCUCAAUUACUAUGCAGACCUGGAAACCUCAGCCCGGGAACUAGAACAGAACCUGGGGAACAGCCAUGUGGUGAUGGAAGAGAAGUCUGGUGGAAGCCAGGACCAGGCCUCCAACGUGAUUGGGAAUGGGGAUGUGCUGCCACGGAAACCAAAUAAGCAUCAGUCAAGUCCAGAGGAUGGUCAAGUGGCCACUGUGUCCUCUAGCCCUGAGACCAAGAAGGACCAUCCUAAAACAGGGGCUAAGACGGAUUGUGCUCUCCACCGGAUUCAGAACCUGGCUCCGAGUGAUGAAGAAUCUAGCUGGACCACGUUAUCCCAGGACAGUGCUUCACCUAGCUCCCCAGAUGAAACAGCGGACAUAUGGAGUGAUCAUUCAUUUCAAACGGAUCCAGAUUUGCCACCUGGAUGGAAAAAAAUCUGUGAUAUUGCUGGGAUUUAUUACUGGCACAUACCAACGGGAACAACUCAGUGGGAACGCCCUGUGGCCAUCCCAGCAGAUCUUCAAGGCUCUAGAAAAGGGUCCCUUAGUUCUGUAACUCCAUCUCCCACUCCAGAGAAUGAGAAACAGCCAUGGAGUGAUUUUGCUGUUCUGAAUGGGGGAAAGAUUAAUAGUGACAUUUGGAAGGAUUUACAUGCAGCCACAGUUAACCCAGAUCCCAGUUUAAAAGAGUUUGAAGGAGCAACCUUACGCUAUGCAUCUUUAAAACUCAGACAUGCCCCACAAGCUGAUGAUGAUGAUUCAUGUAGUAUCAACAGUGACCCAGAAGCCAAGUGCUUUGCUGUCCGAUCUCUGGGAUGGGUAGAAAUGGCAGAAGAAGACCUUGCCCCUGGUAAGAGCAGCGUGGCUGUGAAUAACUGCAUCCGACAGCUUUCAUACUGCAAAAAUGACAUCCGAGACACAGUCGGCAUUUGGGGAGAGGGAAAAGACAUGUAUCUCAUCCUGGAGAAUGAUAUGCUGAAUCUGGUUGACCCCAUGGAUCGGACUGUCCUUCAUUCUCAACCUAUUGUGAGCAUCCGUGUGUGGGGUGUGGGCCGAGACAAUGGCCGAGAGAGAGAUUUUGCUUAUGUAGCAAGAGAUAAAGACACAAGAAUUUUGAAAUGUCACGUAUUUCGAUGUGACACGCCAGCAAAGGCCAUUGCCACAAGUCUUCACGAAAUCUGUUCUAAGAUUAUGGCUGAACGGAAGAAUGCCAAAGCUGUUGCCUGCAGCUCAUUACAGGAAAGAACUAAUGGGAAUCUUGAUGUUCCUUUGCAAGUAGAUUUUCCAACACCAAAGACUGAGCUGGUACAGAAGUUCCAUGUGCAGUACUUGGGCAUGUUACCUGUAGAUAAGCCAGUAGGUAUGGAUACCCUAAAUAGUGCCAUAGAAAGUCUUAUGAGUUCAUCAAACAAAGAAGAUUGGCUGCCAGUUACCAUGAAUGUUGCUGAUGCCACUGUGACUGUCAUUAGUGAAAAGAAUGAAGAGGAAAUUCUGGUGGAGUGCCGUGUUCGAUUCCUGUCCUUCAUGGGAGUUGGCAAAGACAUUCAUACUUUUGCCUUCAUCAUGGACACAGGGAAUCAGCGUUUUGAGUGCCAUGUCUUCUGGUGUGAGCCUAAUGCAGGCAAUGUAUCAGAAGCAGUACAGGCUGCAUGUAUGUUACGGUAUCAGAAGUGCUUGGUUGCCCGACCUCCUUCACAGAAAGUUCGGCCACCCCCUCCUCCAGCAGACUCAAUGACCAGAAGAGUCACAACCAACGUAAAACGAGGCGUCUUAUCUCUCAUUGACACUUUGAAACAGAAACGUCCUGUUACUGAAACGCCGUAACUACACACAUUAAAGGAUUCUGUUAUACUUACCUGAAGAGCUAGUAGCUACGUACACUACAGAACAUGAACUAUUUUGCCUUCCAUUCAAUUGCUGAUGCUUUGUCUUCAGAAAAUAAAUCCUUAACAAAACAAUGUUAGACAAGCAUGUUCUCUCGUCCUUGCCACCAUCAUGUGAUAUGAAAAGAAGCAUGAAUAAUUUUUUUGCUGUCAGUGAGUUACAUCAUGAGCGGUGGAAGGUCUGUUAUUGUAAAUAUUCUGAACAGGACCUAACUUCACACACACAAGAGAAGAAAGUGGCCACACCCCUCCUGGUAAACUAAAGGCUAAGUCCUUGGAGUGAAGGAUGCCUGAGGUCCUUGUUUCACUGUCUUUUUUGAGCAGGAUUUGUCACAAGCAACUUUUAAGUCCUUCAGCACUUUGCCCUGUUUGCAACACUGGAGUAGAUACUGCGUGAUAGUUAGCAUUGAAUUCCUGUAGGAUAGGAUUACAAGGUUUUUUGUUUGGUUUUGUUUCUUACAAAAUAGCAUCUGUUUGUUGACAAAAUUGUUCGUUGCCGUUGGUCUAGAAACCACCUGACAGCUUUGUUUGACAUGCUUUUGAACCAUGGACACCCUUUUAUGUCGACUACUGUUUAUGUAUUAUGAUGUUGGAGGGGAGGGGGAAAUUAAGCUUGAAAAUUGUCAAAUUGCAUCAUUUUGAGGAAUCAAAAAAGUCAGCCUUUCAUUUCAGACAAGUAUUUCCAUCAGAUGAUUUUCAAACUAACUCUAAAAAAUGAGAAUAGUAAAAUGAAAGUGUGAUGCAUUUUGGGUGGGAUGUAUUCCAAUACUCUGCCUUACAUUGAACAAUGCAAUUAGAGAAUGUUGGCUAUUUGCUGUAGCUCAGUAUAGUCAUUCUCUAUGUAAACACCGUUAAAAUGAAAUCAAUCCACCUAUCUAUACCUUUCAUCCUUAGAGUGUGAUCUUGAUCUAUUAUGCAAAUUAUAAUUGAAGGAAUGCCAUUCACACAAUGUUAUUCACAUACAUUUAGAUUUCACCACUUGGUGAAGUCUUAUCUACAUUAGCCACCUUUUAGCUGGUAUUACUUUGAGAUUCUACACCUGGCUCAGUCUAGUUGACUACAUUUUGCUUAGAAAUCUCUUCUAUCAUAUUUUUUCAUGGUAACAAACUACAUAUAGCAGUAACAAUAUAUCAAAUUUGUGCAUUGAAGACCAGGAUAUAUAGAUUUCUAUGCCACUAAUAGGUGCUUUUCCUCCUUUCUUUUGGUUUCUUUCACUUGUUUUAAAAUUUGAAAUAUUUUUUAUUUCAGAUCAGAACAAAAUAUUCCUAGGUGUGAUGGAACAUAGAGUACUUCCCCAAUAUUUUCUGCCUAUUUGUUUCUAUCUAAAAAUAUGACUUAACUGAACAGAUAGAAAAAUCUAGACAUUGAUCUAUUAUUUCAAAAGGACAUUAUCAAGGUGAUUAAAUAUUGGUCAUUUAUGUUCAAUUUAGAACAUCAAAUUUGAUUUUUUUCACUUCUAAUUACAGCAGUAUAUUAACCCUUUAUAUCUGUAACAUACCUAAAACCUUUCAAAGUAUUUUUCAGUCAUUACCUCAUCUAAGCAUCAUAAUAACCCUGUGAGACAAAGCUGGUGACAGAUUGGGGGGGAAAACUGAAUUCCAGAUAAGUUGUGACUUGCCUGAGGUCAAGUUAGCAAGAGAGCCUGGACGCCAACCCAGGUCUUCCCGACUCUUAUUUCAGUGUCCUUUCUACUCUAUCAGGCUGUCUUCACACCAGUCAUAAGAGUCCUUUCAAAAGCCUGAAGGCAAAUGCAAAAAAAAAAAAGAAGAAGAAGAAGAAGAAAAAUGGAAAGAUUCAUUUUCAGGCAAUUCUGGAAUUCCUAUAAAUAAACAGGGGGAAAAUAUGUCCGGAUGAUGCUGAGAAGAAUUUACUGUAGAAUCAGUCUCCCACCCCACAAAAAUAAUGUGUACAGUAGAAGCAGAAGCUACAUGAAUUUCCCUGCUUACCCAUAUACCUGUUCUGGGGAAACAUCUUGGGGAAUAUAGAUGCUUCUAUCUACACAGCUUUAAUCUAUGUGACUUGUCAGUAAAUUGAAGUUAAUAGGACUUCAUUCUGCUGCUUACUAUGUUCUGAUUAGUUUUUAAGGCAAUUGGUGGUUGGUCUCCUAAUGUUAGGCACUAUUGUUAACUCUGGAAAUGGGAGCGUUUUCUUCCAAAUCCCCACCUAAUGGAACCCACUGAGUUCCAGAGCACUAGUUGGGUAGUUCACACUUAAUAAUUCUGGCCCCUACUGAUAUCUACCACCUGAAAUGGCCAGUGAAUCUUGAAGUAAAUUCUAAAUUAUGAAAACCCUGACUAUGUCCUUUUAAGAAGUUCUUGUUCAAAAUUCUACCCAGAAUUCCAUCAUGUUGACAUUCCAACUUGGUGAUUUCCAAGGCAAAAUGACAUUCAGUAUGAAACUUUAAAAAAAUCAAAUAAGCCACUUUCAUUUAGAAAAAUUCCAUCAGAACUGAAAGUUCAUUUUUCUUUAUUUUUCAAGGUAUCUGUUUUGUUGUCAGGAUCAAGAACACUGAGCUAGCUUUGAGCAACAAACUGAUUUCUAUAUAUAUGCAAUUAUAGGAAGCAUUAAGACAAAUAAUAGACAUUACAUAUGAAAACAUAUUUGCAGAUAUUUUGUUUUUAAAAUAGCUUUGCAUAUUUACCUAAAUGCUAAUUAAUUUUAUAAAACUGAUUAUUUUAAACAGUAUGUUCAGACACUUUCUGCCAUGGCCAAAAAGUAUGUAUGAAGUAAGUGUAUGUGUGUGUGCUUGUGUGUGCGAGUGUGAGAUCGAGAGGGAGAAUACCAAUGUUUUACCCAAUGUUGUAGUGACACUUCAGUUAUCUAUGCAUUCUUUCUAUCUAGUGAUUCUGUAAGCAGGCAGCCAUGUGCACUAUGCCUUGUAUGUCUUGUGUCAUUUUUGAAUUAACCUGUUAAAUACAGCUUAAAAUAUUUUUAUUUUAUUUAUUCUAUUUUUACUGAAAUAUACUGCAUUAUUAUGUUAAUGUAUUAUCUUUACUGGACAUUAUUUCACAAUGUAUCCAGUUCUAAGUAAUCUCCGUGUAUUAUAGGUUACCUAAAAGGUGGUUUUGUAAUGAUUUGUAGUCAUAUUUUUAUUGGAGUAUGUAGAAGAAAUGGCAAAAUGUGUAAAGUUCAUUUCUUUUAUUUUUUAAAAAGCAAUUAGAAAGAUAGAUGCAGACAUACCACCUCAUAAUAUGCUCCUUGAGAACAAGGAAAAUGUAGCCAACACCGUCUAUAACUUAAGCUUUUACUUUGCAGACUGAAACACUAAGUUGUACUUUUUAGUGUCCUUUAAAAUACUUGCUCUUUCAUUUACGAUUGUAUACAUGCCCCCUUUUUCCCACCUCGAUAUAUGACCAUCUACAACUAAUUAGAAUACUGUUUUAAAAUGCAUGAUGGGUUAUUAAUCCCACUCCCAUUAAAAUGAGUUUUUAGAUGAUAAACUGUGGGCACAGCAACCUAGAGCUUAAAAAGAAACCAAAAACCUCUGUUUUAAAAAUGGAAAGUUGUAACACUAUCCUGCACUAAUUUGCUACAAGCCCUAAUUCUUUCUUCCUGUAUAGCAACCAAAAUGUUUCUUAUGCCCUUUUAGAAGAGCUUUAUUUCCAAAGCUGAUAUUAGUUCAGCUUAAAUAUUAAAAACAUUAUUAGCUCUGUGUUCAACAAGCUUAGUUAUCUUAAUAUGUGGUUCAAACGUGCUUUACAGUCAGCAAAAGGAGGCUGGAGCUUCAGGGAAGGACACUUGCUCGCAGUUUAUCAUGUUAAAGAGCUCACUUCUAAUCAAAGCAGCUUAUUCCAAAAACAAAUCUUUGCUUUCCUUUAUUUUUUCCUUUUUGCUGUUGACCACUUUUACACAUUUAAAUGUAAUUUGUUGUGAGAAUAAACUUAGCUGCAUAAAA